AUGCUGGCGAUUGCCGAAGUUCUGCUCUUGCUCUUUCUCUUGCGCCUGCUCUCGCACUCUGGCUCCUGCCCCAUACAUCGUGAGGUGGGCAGGCCCAGUACCUCUGGGGCAUCUGGCGAUGAAGCGACAGAGCGUCUCGGGAAGUCGGUCCUUCCAGCGCUGUUUACACAGGCUUGGACCCAGUCCUUACGCAGCAGGUACCUCAAGUAUUCAGGUACACCUUGCACGGAUACCUCUUACCUAAGGACUAAGGUUGAUAGACGGGUCGGUCCAGAUCGCUCCUUACAUAAUCCCGCGACUGCUCAUAUAGACAGCCCAAAAACACACGCAUACACCGGGAGCUUUGGAAAGAAGUGGCCCAACCGUACCGAAUGCCAGGCCCCCGUUCAAUCCCUGUCCUAUCCGCCCAAACGUGAAAUCCACACCAGCCCGUCCAAGGGAUCCAACAGUGCAAAUCCCCCCUUCCGGCGACGAGAAAACCCAACCUAA
Colletotrichum tamarilloi is the source of this 489-nucleotide messenger RNA. RefSeq lists its product as uncharacterized. The coding region runs from base 1 to 489 and encodes 162 amino acids. The transcript has 2 exons. The record is from RefSeq and is a predicted model, not a curated record. NCBI's taxonomy places the organism in Eukaryota, Fungi, Ascomycota, Sordariomycetes, Glomerellales, Glomerellaceae.